CAUACCAAAAUUAGAAGGUGACUCUAAAAAUAUAUGUCAAAUACUCUACUUUUCCAGUAUCUCACCCCACUCCACUACUUGUAUAAAUCCCCAUCUCUUUCUCUCCAUUAAUUCCACCUACCACUACUUUGCCACUUCCUUACUUUUAUUUUUGCUUGCUACUUGCUACCUAUAGUAUAGGCUAGUAUUCACUUCCCAUUCCUAUAUACAUUCUUUAUUUGUAACCUCAGGCCAAAUCUUUAUUCUUUCAUUCCCUCCUUCCAUAGUUUUGCUAUUUGUAACCACUAUUUAGGUGGAGGUGCACGAUGAGAAACAUGGCAAGCUCACGAGGUAAUAUUGCAGCCAUAGUUGGCGUCGGCCCUAAUCUCGGCCUCUCCAUCGCUCGCAAGUUUGCUCAUGAAGGUUACACCGUCGCCAUCCUCGCCCGUGACUUAGGGAGGUUAUCAAGAUUUGCGGAUGAAAUAGCAAGGGAAGAAAAGGCACAAGUGUUUGCUAUAAGAAUUGAUUGUUCAGAUUCAAGAAGUGUAAGAGAAGCAUUUGAAGGUGUACUUUCACUUGGAUUUGUUGAAGUUCUUGUUUAUAAUGCUAAUUAUGAGUCACCUCUUCAAUCCAAACCAACUCCUUUUCAACAUCUCCCAAUCCAAACUUUCCAAACUUCCCUAGCUGUUUCAUCCCUCGGUGCCUUCAACUGCGCUCAACAGGUGCUGCCGGGAAUGGUUGAAAGAGGAAAGGGAACAAUUCUAUUCACUGGUUGCUCUGCUUCUUUAAAUGGCAUUGCUGGAUACUCUGAACUAUGCUGUGGGAAAUUCGCUUUGAGAGCACUAUCACAAUGCCUUGCUAGAGAAUUUCAGCCUCAAGGAGUGCAUGUAGCUCAUAUUAUUAUCGAUGGUUUUAUUGGCCCACCAAGAGGAUCAUCGGCAACAACGACGUCGUCACGAGGAGGAGGAAGUGGUGGUGAGAGUGUUAUGGACCCGGAUGCAUUGGCUCAAACAUAUUGGCAUAUACACGUUCAGGACCGGAAUGCAUGGACCCAAGAAAUGGAUGUUCGUUCAUCGAACUUCUAGUAGCAACUAGCAACAACUACUUUGUCUAAUCUUCCCCACCAAUCCGUAAUUUGUGUCGCUACAUUAUUUUCAUGCCUCUCUUUUGCCGUCAAUCAUGUCGUUGUUGAUGUCAGAGCAUGAACCAUGAAUUAAUUCAUGAUUGGCUAGUGUGCUAUACUCUUUGUGAUUUUGUGUGUACAAAAAUUAAUUACACGUUACUAUUAUUGUUUUUCUCAAGUAAUUAUUGUUAUCAUUAUAGAAAGGAAAAAAAAAACAUGAUCCAUUUAAGCAUCUUGAUGCUUAGAACUUGUGUUGUUUAUUGGGUCUACUAUUACAAUAGAUAAUAUUGUUGUUUGUAAGAGAAGAGUGUAUUGAAUUUUCCAUGUUGCAUCAAAAUAAUUCCUAUGAACAGUUUCUUACAUAAGUUAAAUGCAUCCAAACUAUUUAUGAUUA
Messenger RNA from Medicago truncatula (barrel medic), 1496 nucleotides. RefSeq names its product very-long-chain 3-oxoacyl-CoA reductase. Bases 306 to 1064 code for a protein of 252 amino acids. The transcript has 5 exons. The record is from RefSeq and is a predicted model, not a curated record. Lineage: Eukaryota; Viridiplantae; Streptophyta; Magnoliopsida; Fabales; Fabaceae.